This is a messenger RNA of Lachancea nothofagi CBS 11611, 468 nucleotides long. The record is from the annotation of a GenBank genome assembly. NCBI's taxonomy places the organism in Eukaryota, Fungi, Ascomycota, Saccharomycetes, Saccharomycetales, Saccharomycetaceae.
AUGUUGUCUCUACGCCAAACCAUGAGAUUUAUGUCUCCCGCCACCAGAGCGUUCUCAUCUCAAAGAAUUAUGAUGCAGAAACAAGUGGUCAAGACCGCUACUAAAUUGUCCGAAGUUGACGGUACCUCAAGUUUAAUCGGUCCUGGUGCUAAAGAGGGCGAAGUACCUACCGAAUUGGAACAAGCUACAGGUUUGGCCAGAUUGGAACUUUUGGGUAAAUUGGAAGGUAUUGAUGUCUUCGACACCAAGCCUUUGGAUUCUUCGAGAGUCGGUACCAUGGAAAACCCCAUUUUGGUGGACACUUACGAUGACUACCGUUACGUUGGUUGCACGGGUUCUCCAGCCGGAUCGCACACUAUCAUGUGGCUAAAGCCCACCGUGAACCAAGUUUCUAGAUGCUGGGAAUGUGGUUCCGUAUACAAAGUGAACGCAGUCGGUGUCAAGACUGAUGACGACCACCACCAUUGA